AUGGAAGAGGCCCCCUCAACACCUACUGCACCCGCUGGCGUGGGCCAGCAGAAGCGACCCCGCGUUUCGGAGGAGAACCGCAAAAGAGCGGUGCGAGCCUGCGAUGGCUGCCGUCGCGUAAAGGAGAAAUGCGAGGGAGGCGUACCGUGUCGUCGGUGCCUCCGUUAUCGCCGCCAAUGCGUCUUCACCCACCCCGACCACGCAGAGAAGCUUGCGCGUUCGUCGUCUGUCUCACUUCUCGAACGAACCGCCGCACGAAGCCGCCAUGACAUGCUCGAGUCGGAGCGUGUCCGGUGCAUGGAACGCAUAUUGCAACACUAUGUCCCGAAUAUCUCGUUCGAUAUCCAGUCGCUCCGGAAGACGGCCGAGGAAUUGAAGAGUAAACAUCGGGGAUCGGACUCUGAGGGCGGUCCGUCGAUUUUGUUGGACAGUGAGGAUAUGGAGGAUCUGGCGAUUGAUGAUGAGGACUUUACGAUUAAGGCGUUGACGGAUAAUACGACGCAAUACUCCGGCGAAUUCUCAUAUCUGAAUUUCUCAAUGAAGAUCAGGAAGAAGAUUGAUGAGUGGAUGAAAGCAGAGACGCCCGAGGCCUCAACCGAAGCAGAGCCAUUCGAGGAACGAUGGCGCGCCACGCAACUGCAGUCAAGCUCGGCCGUGGUAUCCGCAUCAGUCACCUGUCUACCGCCACGAUUUGUUGCAGACUUUCUUGUGCAGAUGUUCUUCAAGUACGCGCAAACCAACAACUUCUACGUGGAAGAGGACUGGCUCAAAGAUAAACUCAACACCUGUUAUACGAACCCCGGGAGCCUCUCGAGCAACGAUGCCGGCGCGGUAUGCUCUAUCCUGAUGGUUCUUGCCGUUGGAACACAAUUCGCGCACAUGGAGUCGGCUACACCUGUGAACCGUCUAUCUUCUAACACCUCCGAUACCGACGACCACGGCUUCUCGGAGGAUGAAGUUGGCUUGACGUUUUACCAGUUUGCUUCUAAGCUGUUACCAGAUAUCAUUGCCUCGGCUUCUAUCCGAAGCGUACAGGCUUGUCUGUUGAUUGGAACAUAUUUACUACCGCUGGAUACAUCUGGGCUCUGCUAUACCUAUUUUGGCCUUGCCUUGAAGAUGGCGAUACAGAAUGGCAUGCAUAGGAAGUAUUGUGGUGAGGGACUUCCAGCACAUAUGAUCGAGAUCCGCAAUAGGGUAUUUUGGACGGCAUACACGAUUGAAAAGCGGGUUAGUAUACUGCAUGGAAGGCCAGUGUCUCUCCAAGAUACAGAUGUUGAUGCCGCCCUGCCUGUUGACUUCCCUGGCCUGAUGCCGCGAGGGCAAGUCUCGAAUCAUACAAACAUGAUCGCGCUGAUUACUUUGACCUUGAAACUCGGCGAGACCGCCAAUGAGAUAUCCAACCUCCGAAAGUCUCGCAAGCAUCAACAACAGGAUUGCCUUGAAAGGCUACUAAAUAUACGAAAACACUUGGUCGACUGGUGGAAUACGUUGCCGGAAGAAACGGACUGUCGUGAUCUGCACCCGGGAGGACCGCUUUUCCGACCUAAUCUGCAUUUGAAGCUUGAUUACUGUCUGACUAGGAUCUUCCUGGGCCGGCCGUUCCUCUUUAGUAGUGUGAAGGGCUUCUCUUCGAGCGCUACCCAGAUAUCCCCGGUCAAAACACCAUCGGGUGUGUCCAAGAACAGGUCAACGCUCGUCACAGACUGCGUGGAAGCCGCGCUAGAAAUCAUCGACCUCUGCCGAUUACUCCGCGACGAAACCGGCCUCGCUCGUGCUUCGUUUACAGAAUUCAGCUCCUGCCGCGCCGCCCUCCUCGUCAUCCUCGCGCAAAGCCUAACGAAGCGCACCGAAAGACUCCGCGAAGCCCUCCAGAAAGGCAUGGCCCUGAUCAAAAUCAUGUCAAUGGGCGUCGGUUCCGCACGAUCCGCCGUGAGCGUCAUCGAAGCCCUCGAGCGAGCCAUCUCCCGCCUCGAAGAAUACACCUCACAAGCCGGCGGCCACUCGGGCACAAUGGAAUCCGCAUACGACCGCUUCAAGAACUGGGAGAUGCUCUGGAAAACGGGACCCAUGUCCCCCGAGACUCUUCCCUUCCAAGAGCCCUACUCAACUACCGGGCCAAAUGGCGUGCAGACCCUGGGUGCUGCGCCCGCCACCGCUGCAGGUCCCUCAAGUGAUACCCGGCAACACCAUAUGCACGGCAUGGGUGUGUCGAAUCCGGAUAUGACUUCACCCUCGGAUCUCUUUACGCCUCAUUCUUUCCCACAGGUGUCGCAUAUUGGCUUCGAUCAUUUCGUGUCGAAUCUCCCGCAGGAGCUUGGUGAAUUCACGGCUAUUCCGUGCUUUGAUCCGGAUCCGCAGCAGGGGCUCCCUGGGGAGCUGAAGCCGUCGGAUCGAUGGAUGCAGUUUUGA
Aspergillus calidoustus is the source of this 2409-nucleotide messenger RNA. The record is from the annotation of a GenBank genome assembly. NCBI's taxonomy places the organism in Eukaryota, Fungi, Ascomycota, Eurotiomycetes, Eurotiales, Aspergillaceae.